AUGAUCAUUUCGUUCCUUCUCCGCUGCCAUGAUUCCACCUGGGCCUUUCUCCAUGCCGUUAUCCUCAAUAUUCCUCCAUCCCGACUGUAUAUCUUCCCUACCUUGGCUGGUACAGUCUGGUUCCUGACUCUGGCGUCCCUGCUUCUGACAUGGUUGGCUCGUGGAAUGCCCGUCUAUCCGGGUCAAAGUAAUCCACAUGUCGCCUUCAUCUCCGACAUUGCCUCCUUCGAACUAAAACCCCUCUUCCUCAUAGGUGCUUCCAUGACCGCCGUGGGGUUCGUUUUCACGGUAGCUGCUGUGCACGUCAUGCGCUACGAGCCCGGUUUCGCCUUAGUUAAAUGUCCAGUUAUCUCCGAAGACACUGCCAACAAUGAUCAGGAAUCCAAUGCGUCCUACAACAGAACUAGCGAGAACAAUCACCGAAAUACCCAGAAUCACAUAACCGGACAUGGACAUGAUGAGGAAGAGGAAGAAGGGGAAGAAGAAGACCAAGAAACAACCCGCACCCUCAAAGUCAUAUCGUUACUAUCAAUCCUCGCAGCCGGAACGGCCAGUACAGCGCUCAUCCUCCUCGGAGUUAUGGAUACAUUCCGCUACAAAUUCGCCCAUCAUAUCUUCCUUCGCAUCUGCUUCGGAUGCUUGGCGAUACAGUCAGCCGGUACCGCGAUUGUCUAUUCAACUGAGGUCCUGAGUUUCGUGUCGUAUUUAUACCACUGGGGGGUAUGGGGCAAUGAUUGGGGAAGAAAGAGGAGUACACGAGUUAGGAUAUUAACAGCUGGUAUCCUCGAGUGGAUCAUUGCAUUCCUAGGGACGAUCUAUCUAUGGCUCUUCUGUGGGUUCUUUGAUCGAACCACCUUCGAAGGCUACGUCCCCAGCAUUUUAUACAAUACAGCCCCGCAUGGCAAAUUCCUCGACCGUCCCGCAGUAGCAGGGGUAGGAGUAGCUGAAGCUGAAGCUGAAGCCGAGUCUUCGUACAGCGCUGCUGGUAAUACCCUGGAUGUGGAUCCUGAGCGGGCGCCGUUGCUUCCUCAGUCUCAAGCUCAGGAGCCUAUAAUCAUGCAUAAAGCAAUAUACCGACUGAGACGUACCAUAUAA
This is a messenger RNA of Aspergillus niger, 1095 nucleotides long. RefSeq lists its product as uncharacterized. Lineage: Eukaryota; Fungi; Ascomycota; Eurotiomycetes; Eurotiales; Aspergillaceae. The record is from RefSeq and is a predicted model, not a curated record. Bases 1 to 1095 code for a protein of 364 amino acids. The transcript has 5 exons.